Paecilomyces variotii is the source of this 975-nucleotide messenger RNA. RefSeq lists its product as hypothetical. NCBI's taxonomy places the organism in Eukaryota, Fungi, Ascomycota, Eurotiomycetes, Eurotiales, Thermoascaceae. Bases 1 to 975 code for a protein of 324 amino acids. The transcript has a single exon. The record is from RefSeq and is a predicted model, not a curated record.
AUGGUUUCUUUCAAGAAGUUCCUCCUUCUCUCGGUCUUCUCCUCCGCUGCCUUGGCAGCCGUGGCUGCUGAGCCCCAGGCGGAGGUCGAUGAGGCAGGAGAGCCAGAUGCGUCAUUCCAGGAACUCCUACACAGCAUCGACGAGAAUUCAAUCCAUGAAGCCAUUCAUACUCUGUCCGACAAGUUUCGCCAUGGCGUCUUCCACCAUGACAGCAAAGCUGUAGAAGCCCUCCACAAGGAGGACGCACCUCUUGCAACAGUGCUCCUCCAUCUGGCCCAGCGUCGCGCUGAGAGCAACUCGACUGCCGCUACCAAGACGUCGACCACUGCUGCUUCUCAGGAUCCUACCAGCCCUCAGCCAACUUCUUCGGCCACUCCAAUCGCAGCUACGUCUUCGUCUGACUCUACGACUUCAUCCGACUCUACCUCUUCAUCUGACUCUUCCUCGUCCGCUGCCGAGCCGACUUCCAGCCAGACUCCUUCUUCCAGUGCGAGCUCGUCCAGCGAGAGCUCUUCGAGUGACUCGUCUACCAGCGAGACUCCGUCGUCCAGCCAGGCCUCGUCCUCUGCUCCCAAGACGACAGCGGCAACCACAAAGACGGACACUACGUCUACGUCGGCCUCCAGCUCGUCCGCUGCAGCAGCAUCCACUGCUUCCUCGAGCUUCGUGACGUCGACGACCUCUUCAAGCUCCAGCUCCAUCUCCAGCUCAGCCGUGACCUCAGCUUCGUCGAGCCCGUCCACGACUCAGAAACCCUACACUUCAACCUACAAGAGCACCACCACUCUUCCCAACGGCAGCCUGAGCACUGUCACUGCGGUGACUGUCGUUCACCCAACCGAGGCAGUAGCUGCCACUGCUGCCGCUACGGGAGGUCCCAGUCUGCAGCAGAACGUUGCAGCCACCUCUAUGAACCUUAAGAGAGAGGCAUUGGUGAUGCUUGGUGGUGCUAUGGCUGUGGCCAUGGCUCUCUAA